This is a messenger RNA of Neodiprion fabricii, 3285 nucleotides long. RefSeq names its product SAFB-like transcription modulator. Gene Ontology annotation, biological process: regulation of transcription by RNA polymerase II; regulation of mRNA processing. The record is from RefSeq and is a predicted model, not a curated record. Lineage: Eukaryota; Metazoa; Arthropoda; Insecta; Hymenoptera; Diprionidae. Gene Ontology annotation, cellular component: nucleus. The transcript has 15 exons. Bases 256 to 3027 code for a protein of 923 amino acids. Gene Ontology annotation, molecular function: RNA binding; sequence-specific DNA binding.
CGGCACCGUUUCCGGUUUGUCACUGAACUACGUGAACUAGUGACCGCUGCCCGCCAGUGUCAAUCUUGGGUUAACGACAAGUGUCUCACCAUUGUAAUAUGCCAAGAUUGAUAUGCCGCACAGAGUAUUAAUUAGGUGAUAUAACAGAGAAAAGUUGAAACGUCAACAUCCGAGACCGUGACACGUCAUUAAUCAAACUCCGGUAUAGAUCAGCAUCCGCGUACGUUUUAAAAGUUGUACGGAUAGCUGCAAGCAAUGGCCGAAACAGAGGGGAAAAAGUUGGUCGAGCUACGCGUGAUCGAUCUGAAAACCGAGCUGGAGAGACGCGGGCUUGACAAGACCGGCAAUAAAGCUGCUCUUCUCGAACGCUUGUCGAAGGCGAUCACAGAGGAAGGAGGCAAACCUGACGAGUAUUUAAUUGUACCGAGUGGUGGACCUAACAAGGUUAUACCAAGAAAAAACAGUGUAACCGGCAUACCUGGCCAAGAAGAAUCUUUGGAAGGGUCUGAUAAUCGAAAAGAUGAAAGUUUGGAAAAUCAAGCAAACUCAGAAAUGAAGAUCAAAGAAGAGACGUCACCCCCAUCUAGUGAAGAAAUCUCUGAGAACGUAGUCAAGAAGGAAGUUAAGAAGGAACAAGAAGAAGACAAGGUGAAUGAAGGAGUCAAGGCUGUGGAUAUUAAGAAGGAAGAUAUCAAAAAAGAGGAUAUCAAGAUGGAGGACAUGAAGAAAGUGGUUACUAAGAAAGAAGAUAUUGAAAAUGAAGAGGUCAAAAAAGAAGAGCCAAAAGAAGAAAUCGAAAACGAAGCAGAUGAGGAUCAGAACGAUAAAAAUGAUGUCGAUAACACUGUUAAGACUGAAUCAAGCCCACCACCAGUUCUGUCCAAUCCUACCGCUGUCGAAGCAAACGGAAUUGAUAACGAGGACUCGAUUAAUCUGACAAUUGGCGAAGACGAAGAGAAUCUCCUUGCCGAAGAGACGGAAACUCACGACAGGCGCAAGGAUGGAGGUGAGAAGAGAACCGAAGAGAACAAGAAGGGAGACUCUAAAGGGAGUGGCAGAACAGAAGGUGGAGCCGGCAAGGAAGGUGCAGCCAGUGCCAACGGGCUCAAGAGCAAGCAGGGAGACGGAGGCGAAGGAGGAAGCAAGAGUACUGAUUCUACAGCCAAGGGUCAGAAAAGGGACGACAAAGACAAGAAGACAUCACCCUCUAGUUCAAUCAACGCCAGCAGUAGGAACUUGUGGGUCUCCGGAUUAUCGUCUACUACUCGUGCCACAGACUUGAAGCAAGUAUUUUCUAAGUAUGGAAAAGUUAUUGGAGCUAAAGUCGUUACUAAUGCGAGGACUCCUGGAGCUCGUUGUUACGGCUAUGUUACCAUGUCCACUAGCGAAGACGCGGCUAAAUGUAUUCAACAUUUACACAGGACGGAGCUUCACGGCCGCGUCAUUUCCGUUGAGAAGGCAAAGGGGGACUCGCAACAAAGCCAUAUGCGGAAACGGGACUCCAACAGCGUCAAGUCCGAUAAGAAAGACGACAAGGAGAAAUCAUCGAAGGAAAAUUCUGAAAUCUGUGAGAAGAAUGACAAUAAGGACGUUAAAAAAGAUUCCGAGGAGAAAACUGUUGAUCCAACUGCCAAGAAGGCAGAGGAAAAGUCAGACGCCACAGAGGAAAAGAAAAGCGAUGCGGCAGAGAAAAAGGAUGAACCUGUCAAGGACUCGGACGCUCGUUCGACCAAAUCUACAAGCAAGAAGCCAGAGAGCGAGAGAGGGAAGCGCAGCAGUGACAAACGCGUUCGGUCUUGGGAACAUCAUAGAUCUCAUACACGCUCCCGGAGCAGGGAGCGACGCAGGCGCGACGAUGUACUAACAUUUGCUAAGAUUCGGGAAGAACGGGAACGUCAGAGGUUGCGAGAGAGGGAGAGAAUAUUACGCGAGGAGGAACGGAGGCGACGAGAGGAUAUGGAAAGGCAGCGGGAGAUCGAGCGUAGGCAGAGAGAAGAGGCUGCACGGCUCGAAAGAGAGCGUGAAAAGCUACGCAGGGAGAGAGAGAGGAUCGAGCAAGAGAAGGCGGAGCUGCUUAGAUUGGAAAGAGAGCGGCAAAAGUUGGAAAGGGAAAAACUGGAGCGUGAACGACUGGAACUGAAGAGGCAGCAGAUGCGGUUAGAAGAGAGCCGAAGACCUCCGCCGCCACCUUCUAUCAAAAGAACAUCGAGCGAUAGAAGGGAUCCGAGAGACCUGUACCCGGAACCGGAACGAAAACGCAUCACUACCGAACACAGCCGACGUCACAGCCCCCAGAGAGUUUCCGACAGACGCACAGAGAUCUUGGAAAGAGUCUCAGAUAGACGAUUAGAUCCCUCGCCGCCUUCUAGAUACGAAUCGAACAGUAGAUCAACUCAGGAUCUAGGGUUGAAGAAGGAUUUUAAGAGAAGUAGCGAGUUCCCGUCCCGCAGUAGCAGGCCAGACGUAUUCCCUGAGGUAACGAGAGGGAGGGAAGUAAUCGUGCGACGUGAAACGAUUCCUGCUCCGUCAUCAUCCAUUGAUCCUCGACAAGUGAAUAAAGACAGGUAUGAAAGAACUACGUCGACCACGUACGGCAGAGAGCGAGAGGUUCGAAGGUCUGAAACAGAAUCCCAUCGAAGUACCCGGGACGGUCACACACGCUACACCGAGAGUACAAAACCGCCCGGAUCCACCGCUCCUCGUGAGAGUCGGUAUGCAGAAAGUAGUCGAUCUGCUGCCGGAUGGCACGCAGGACCCCCGUCGACUAAGUCUUUUAAUUCUGUACCAAGCAGUGGACCUCGCGAUCCUCGUAACGAAAUAUCAGGUUGGAGUAGCCGUUCUUCGGAAAAUGUAAACAGAUGGAGCAGCUCCGGAAGCAUCAGCAGCACGAUGCGACACCCAGGUCCGCCUCUCUACCAGGGUGGCGGGCCAAUGCCGUCAAUGACUUUGGCUCCCCCAGGAACAGGUCCAUCCUACGAUAGAUUUGAUCCCUACAAAUCGUCGAUGCCAAGCAUGCGAAAAUAUUAAUAAUAGUAGUAUACAUGUGUACACAUACUAUAUAUAAUAGUACACGUACCCUAAGUGAAUUGAAACAUUUUAAAACGAUAACCCGGAACGACACAGUUUAAUUGGCAUGAUAUACACAUUUGUUUUCAAACUUUGAGUUAUCGUCAUGCUAAUAUAGUUUUUCAGUGGGGAAGAGUAAAAAAUACUUUCUUUUUUCUUUUCUUUUGUUUUUAUUAUUUUUUUCAGUAUUUACUUCGAUGUCAUCUACCGUCAAAUUAA